AUGUCUUCGAGCCCUGCUAUAGACAAUCCGCAUGUUACUGAUCCUCCAGCACCAACUAUCGAAUCCAUUGCUCAUUUUUCUACCAUGGAUUCCGGCAAACAGAGCACUAUGGGUGAAGGUCUCAAUCGGUCUUCUGGUGAAAGGGAAAGAAAGACGGGGGAAUUCUCCAGCAACCAUGAGGAGGUUAGUGAGAUCGAUACAAGGGUAUAUUUAACAGGCGUGAAGUUGCAUCUGAUCACAGCGGCCUUUUGCACAACUCUCUUUCUCACGAACCUCGAAAUCCCGAUCGUAACAACCUCAUUGAUCUCCAUCACUGGCGACUUGAACUCCUUCAGACAGAGCAGCUGGAUUAUAUCUGCAGUCAAAAUGCAAGAUGAGAGGAACGAGAUAGAAGAUGAGCGAGCUCUAGGGAAUCUUACAUCACUGUUUGUGCCCAUUCCAUGCAGGCAGAGAAAACUCAUGUUCACGAAUCCAGGUAGGUUUAAUUUAGAAGACAAUGACCAGAUUGAACCCAAGCGACCAUAG
Molecule: messenger RNA, 525 nt
Organism: Venustampulla echinocandica
Lineage: Eukaryota; Fungi; Ascomycota; Leotiomycetes; Helotiales; Pleuroascaceae
Exons: 4
Coding region: 1-525 (174 amino acids)
Source: RefSeq, a predicted model, not a curated record